This is a messenger RNA of Heteronotia binoei (common prickly gecko), 3824 nucleotides long. RefSeq names its product golgi associated, gamma adaptin ear containing, ARF binding protein 1 (gene GGA1). Gene Ontology annotation, molecular function: phosphatidylinositol binding; small GTPase binding; ubiquitin binding. Gene Ontology annotation, cellular component: trans-Golgi network. Gene Ontology annotation, biological process: intracellular protein transport; vesicle-mediated transport. The record is from RefSeq and is a predicted model, not a curated record. Lineage: Eukaryota; Metazoa; Chordata; Lepidosauria; Squamata; Gekkonidae. The coding region runs from base 135 to 2210 and encodes 691 amino acids. The transcript is spliced from 18 exons.
UUUCUCCUGUGAUAUUCUAGGCGGUUUUCUGAGUCCCUUCUCUAUGGCUUCGCGCCACCGAUCCAGGAGGGUGCCGAAAAUCUCGUUCCCUUAACCGAGAGGCUGUGGCGGCGGGGGGAGGGGCGACUGAGCUGAUGGAGGCGGAGACGCUGGAGUCGAGGAUCAACAAGGCGACAAAUCCUCUGAACAAGGAUCUAGAAUGGGACAGCAUCAAUGCUUUCUGUGAUCAGCUUAAUAAGGAGCUAGAAGGCCCUCCCCUUGCUACCCGGCUUCUAGCCCACAAGAUCCAGUCUCCACAAGAAUGGGAAGCCAUUCAGGCUCUCACGGUGCUGGAGGCCUGUAUGAAGAACUGUGGCAAGCGCUUCCACAACGAGGUGGGCAAGUUCCGCUUCCUUAAUGAGCUCAUCAAAGUGGUGUCUCCGAAGUAUCUAGGAAGCAGGACUUCAGAGAAAGUGAAAUCAAAGAUCUUGGAGCUGAUGUAUAGCUGGAUGUUGGGGCUGCCACAUGAAGUAAAAAUUACAGAGGCCUAUAAGAUGCUGAAGAAGCAAGGGAUUGUGAAGUGUGAUCCCAAACUGCCAGAUGAUGCACCCUUUCCUCUGCCUCCCCCUAGGCCAAAGAAUGUUAUCUUUGAUGAUGAAGAGAAAUCCAAGAUGCUGGCUCGCCUGCUGAAAAGCUCCCACCCUGAGGACCUCCGGGCUGCCAACAAGCUAAUCAAAGAGAUGGUUCAAGAGGACCAAAAAAGAAUGGAAAAGAUUUCCAAGAGGGUGAAUGCCAUUGAGGAGGUGAACAACAAUGUGAAGCUGUUGACUGAGAUGGUGACGAACUACAGCAAGGGGGAGACAACAGAGAGUAGUGAGGACCUCAUGAAGGAGCUGUACCAGCGUUGUGAGCGCAUGAGACCCAUGCUUUUCCGGCUUGCCAGUGACACAGAGGACAAUGAUGAGGCUCUAGCGGAAAUUUUGCAAGCCAAUGACAACCUCACACAAGUGAUCAACCUGUACAAGCAGAUUGUGAAAGGAGAGGAGAUAAAUGGCGAGGCUGUGGGUGGCUCCCUCCGAGGCAGCACUUCUGCACUUCUGGACCUCUCAGGAUUGGACAUGCCAUCCGCUGCCCCCUCCUACCCAGCCAUACCAACUUUCUCAGGUGGCUCCAUAGCACCUGUGCCAGAGCAGUCCAGCUCUGCAUCCUUGCUAGAUGAUGAACUCAUGUCCUUAGGGCUUAACGACCCAGCACCACCGUCAGCCCAGGGUCCAGAUAAUGGUGGUUGGAACAGUUUCCAGGUUGGUGGAUCUUCUCUUGGGGAAAAGGGGGAGGAAUGGAGCCUCAGUCAGACCAGAGCCAGAGAAGAAGCUUCGUUGCAGUCAUCUGACAGCCCUGAGCUCGGCCCUCCUUCGCUCCCAGUGGGGAAAGCUGAUGCUGGACUCCGCACUGCAGUGCCUCCCACCACCACCAGUGGCCUGGAUGACCUGGACCUUUUGGGCAAGACUCUGUUGCAGCAGUCCCUUCCACCAGAGUCUCAGCAAGUCAGAUGGGAGAAGCAGCCGCUACCUCGGUUAACGUUGCGUGACCUCCAAAACAAGAGUGGCUCCAGCCCGUCUGUGACCACCAACAGCACCCCACCCCAUUUCCAGAGUCUCUCUGCAAACUUUCCUGUCCCCCUGCCCCUGCCUUCAGAGCAACCAGCACCCAUUGUGGUCUCUCAAGCGCCUCCUGCACCUUCCACAGCUGCACUUCCCACAACUGGCCUUCCUGCUUCAAAAGCACCUCCAGAAAUCUCUCUGUCAAAUGUCACUGUGCCUCUGGAGUCUAUCAAACCAAGCAAUAUCCUCCCAGUGACUGUAUAUGAUCAACAUGGUUUCCGUGUCCUCUUCCACUUCGCCAAGGACUCUCUGCCAGACCGGCCUGAUAUGCUGGUGGUGGUCAUCUCCAUGCUCAGUACAGCCCCCUUGCCCAUUAAGAAUAUCAUCUUUCAGUCUGCUGUCCCAAAGGUGAUGAAAGUGAAACUGCAGCCACCAUCCGGAACAGAGCUCCCAGCUUUCAACCCCAUUGUGCCCCCCACAGCCAUCACCCAGGUCCUCCUGCUUGCAAACCCACAGAAGGAGAAAGUGAGACUACGAUACAAGCUGACCUUCACCAUGGCAGAUCAGACCUACAAUGAAAUGGGAGAUGUGGACCAGUUCCCCCCUCCAGAGUCAUGGGGAAAUCUCUAAGGCUGCAGCUGGUGUGCUGCGUCUGACUUCUACGGAUUCUCCCCCCCUAGGACAAGGGCCUUCCCAGGGACGGCUAGCACUCAGACUCUGCUCUCAGACUAGAAUGCUGGCUGUCAGCAGUUUGCUGUGUCUGGAGGAUGGCAGGCAAAUGAGAAGGGAGGAGGUGCCUGUUUGGGGGGUUGGUGGAGCUGCUGGGAUGACUUGAGUGAGUUGCUCUCUGUUCUUCUACUUUGCUUUCUGGGCCCCCACCCUCAUCUCGCUUUCCCAUGUGUGCCUUUUCUUUCAUGGAAAGGUGCUGAUGAUUAAUGCUGAGGCUGGCUCUGAAACCUGGCCCCAGGGACAGACUCUUUGGUCCUCUUUUCUUUCUUGCUGAGGUUAUGUCGGACCUUUGCCCCUCAGUUCUUUAGCACUCCACGAGCAAACCUAAAGUGCUGAUCUCUCUGGGUUGGUGCAGGGAGUGGUGCCUCUUGCCAUGUAUCUCUGCCCCCAGGACACCAGGUUGAAUUUGUGGGCUUGGGUGGGGCAGUUUUGACAUAGGAGCUCCUGCCAGCUCAUUCCUGUCUUCGAAGGCAACAGAACCUUUGAGAUGGUGGGUCUUUCUUGCUCACAGGGCACUUAUUCUUCCAACAAAAUGGGCAUGGGCUGAUUUCCCCCAGUUUGCAUGUUAAGCUGCUAGUGAGCAAAAUCUGAGUAAGAUGGCAGGAAGGAAGGAAGCCUCAUGUGUUUAGUCUAAUAAGCCUUACACAAGAAGGAUUAGUGUUAUGGCCUUACAGGGCAGUUAUGAGGCAGGGAUUGUACUUUUGUGGGUGUUGCAGCCUGCUAGGCUGACUGUGUGUGGUUGUUCUACUCCACAGCUUCCUUGAUCGGCAGGGAAUGGACAUCCCAAGUAGCUGUUGGGAAAGAAACUGGGGGAGGGCAGGUGUCCCACUCAAUGCUGGUUGUGGCGUGUGGCAACCCUGCAUCUCUCCAUAUUAUGAAUUCCAGCAGUUAAGACUUGUGUGGCACAGAAGCAGGACCUGUCAGAGGGAUGUGUGGAAGAGGAAAGGUUGGCACAACCAACUUUGUUUCCCCACGCAUUCGUGCCAGCUGCAGGCACCCCUCUUUUCCCUCUCACAAGCUGGCGUGCUCACAGGCAGCGAGCAAAGAAGGACACAGCCUGUAUGACUAACUUUAUCCUUGUGUCAUGAGCACACUGCUUAUGGAAAUGCCUGGGAGGGAAGGCUUGGUUUGCUGUUUGCUGAGUUACUCUGCAGGAAGGGGAGUUGGGCUUUGUGGACAGGAGCGGUGCACAGGACUCGAGGGCUGGGCUGGCAUUUCUACCUACGUGGGAUUGUGCACCUGUUUUUGCAUAGUGGCUGGCUACUUUUGGUAGGGAGGCCUUUCUGAAGCGGGGUUUCUGCUGUGACUGGAUACUUUUACUUUCUGGUCCCUCUUUCAGGGUUAUAUCUCUUCUCCCCCUCCCCCAUCUCCGUUUCUCUUUUUAGAUUCAGUUUGGUUCUUGAACAGACUUUUGCAUAUUUUUGGUGCAAAUUCUGCACAUGGAAAAGGACUUUAAAAUAGACUGUGUGUGAAAUCUGCUGUAUUGAUGGGAAAUAAAGAGAUUUCUUCCCUAAA